GUCCCCAAGCACUUAAAUGCCACUGUACCCCAGCAAGUCACACUCACACCUCUUAGAAGAACAGCAGCAUGAAGACCGUGCCUGCUCUCCUGCUCGUGGGGAUGCUCAUCCUCUGGGCUGAGCUGCCAUCAGGCACUGCCUGGUCCUGCCCUGAGGUCCGCAUCACCUGUGCCAUGGCCAACCCGAGGAAUGACUGCUACAGUGACCGGCACUGCCCACGCUCCAAGAAGUGCUGCCAAACCUUCUGUGGCCGGCGAUGCAUCUCACGCCCUCCUGCCAUCCGCUUGACCUACGUGUGAGCUGCUGCUCCCAGCACAGCCCGAGUGUGCCUGUGUCCCUAUGCUACCUCCAGCACCAUGCACCUGCAGAAGGACAGCCAGCUCACAAAGGAUGGGGACAGCUUCUUGCUCACACUCUGAGACCUCCUCCACUGCUAUGUGCCAUCUUCUCACCCUCCUCCUUCAUUCCUCACUGCUGUUACAACAAAUAAAAACUUGUCCCAGGA
Messenger RNA from Coturnix japonica (Japanese quail), 505 nucleotides. RefSeq names its product peptidase inhibitor 3 (gene PI3). Gene Ontology annotation, cellular component: extracellular region. NCBI's taxonomy places the organism in Eukaryota, Metazoa, Chordata, Aves, Galliformes, Phasianidae. The record is from RefSeq and is a predicted model, not a curated record. Gene Ontology annotation, molecular function: peptidase inhibitor activity.